Aspergillus aculeatinus CBS 121060 is the source of this 2802-nucleotide messenger RNA. RefSeq names its product mismatch repair ATPase MLH1. Gene Ontology annotation, molecular function: ATP-dependent DNA damage sensor activity; ATP binding; ATP hydrolysis activity. The transcript is spliced from 4 exons. Gene Ontology annotation, cellular component: MutLalpha complex. NCBI's taxonomy places the organism in Eukaryota, Fungi, Ascomycota, Eurotiomycetes, Eurotiales, Aspergillaceae. Gene Ontology annotation, biological process: mismatch repair. The record is from RefSeq and is a predicted model, not a curated record. The coding region runs from base 185 to 2563 and encodes 792 amino acids.
GAACUUUUGAAAGGGAACUUUUGAUUUAAAGUAUUGAUCACUUGGUCUCUGCCCUGCGUCGGACGAGACUUACGGGAAGCACUGAAACCUGUCUGGCGAGGGUUGAUUGCUUCGGUUGCGUUAUCGAUCGAAACCAUUUAGCCCUCUGUCCCGCCGCCCUCGCCUGGUCACUAGAACAGCCACGAUGGAUCCUGAUAUGGAGGUUGACACGUUAGAGCCACGGGGUACCAAAAGACCAGCAGAGGAGGUCGAGCAAAAUGAUGAGCCGAAGAAGCCCAAGAGAAUCAGGGCCCUUGACCCUGAUGUGGUCAACAAGAUUGCAGCUGGAGAGAUCAUUGUAGCUCCCAUGCAUGCCUUGAAGGAGUUGAUCGAAAACGCUGUUGACGCUGGCUCGACUUCUAUUGAGAUUCUGGUCAAGGACGGCGGCCUGAAGCUACUCCAGAUCACGGAUAAUGGCCACGGCAUCGACCGAGACGAUCUACCCAUCCUCUGCGAGCGGUUCACUACUUCGAAACUGAAGGCCUUCGAGGACCUCUCCUCGAUAGGCACCUACGGCUUCCGAGGCGAAGCCCUGGCCAGUAUCAGCCACAUCGCCCAUCUGACCGUCACCACGAAGACGGCCGGAUCCAGCUGUGCCUGGAAAGCGGUUUACAGUGAUGGCAAGCUUGUUCCUGCGAAGCCAGGCCAAAGCGCUGCCCCCAAAGCCACUGCCGGCCGCGGAGGCACGCAAAUAACCGUUGAAGAUCUCUUCUACAACGUCCCAACGAGACGACGAGCAUUUCGCUCCGCGAGCGAAGAAUACGCUAAGAUUCUGGACGUGGUUGGACGGUAUUCCGUCCACUGCGCGGGGGUGGCCUUCUCGUGCCGCAAACACGGCGACUCGGGCGUCAGCAUCUCCACCCCGGCCAACGCAAGCACGAUCGAUCGCAUCCGACAGAUCCACGGCAGCGCCGUGGCCAACGAGCUUGUAGAGUUCCAGAUCGAGGACGAGAAGCUCGGGUUCCGCUCGUCGGGCCUGGCCACCAACGCCAACUAUCACGUCAAACGCACGGUCAUCCUGCUAUUCAUCAACCAUCGCUCGGUCGAGUCGACCGCCCUGAAGCGAGCCAUCGAGCAGACAUAUUCAAAUUUCCUCCCCAAGGGCGGCCACCCCUUCGUCUAUCUGGACUUGGAGAUCGAACCCCAACGGGUCGACGUCAACGUCCACCCCACGAAGCGCGAGGUGAAUUUUCUGAAUGAAGAUGAGAUCAUCGAAAGCAUCUGCGCCGACAUCCGCUCCCGGCUGGCACAAGUCGACUCCAGCCGGACAUUCCUCACGCAAACCCUCCUCCCAGGCGUGCGAACCAUGGCGGCCGAAGCAGAAGAACCAGACGACGACGACGACAACGACAGCCCCGGAGGGGCCCCGAAAACCCCGAAAACACCAGCAACCACCAAGAAACCCUACGAACACAACCUGGUGCGCACCGACUCGAAAGUCCGCAAGAUCACCUCCAUGCUCACACCCGCGACCACCACCACCACCACCACCUCUUCAGCCGAAAACCCAACCACCAGCGCUGCAACCGUCCUCGACGAAGAAGGCCUCCACUACGAAACCACAGCGCGCGAACCCCUCCGCAUCGCGCUAACCUCCAUCAAGAACCUCCGCGCCGCCGUGCGCAGCAGCAUGCACACGACGCUGACCGAGACCAUCGCGGCCCUCACGUACGUGGGGCUGGUCGACGAACGGCGCCGCAUCGCCGCCAUCCAAAGCGGCGUGAAGCUCUACCUGGUCGACUACGGCCUCUUCAGCCACGAGUUCUUCUACCAGAUCGGCCUCACCGACUUCGGCAACUUCGGCGUCAUAACCCUCGACCCGGCGCCGCAGCUCAUCGACCUGCUCCGCAUCGCCGCCGACGCCGAAGCCGAGGCCGCCGAACACCAACCCUCACCCCCAUCCUCAACCUCGACAGCAACCACAGCAGCGCAGGAAAUCUACACCAAAGCCCCCGAAGUCAUCGCACAGACCCUCAUCGCGCGCCGCGAGAUGCUGAACGAGUACUUCUCCCUGCACAUCACGCAGGACGGGCGCCUCGUCUCCCUCCCCCUCCUGCUGAAGGGCUACCUGCCGUCGCUGGCCAAACUGCCCAAGUUCCUGCUGCGGCUGGGGCCCUACGUCGACUGGUCGAGCGAGGAGGCCUGCUUCCGGAGCUUUCUGCGCGAGUUGGCCGCGUUUUACGUCCCGGAGGCGUUGCCGGUGCCGGUGCCAGCUCCGCAGACACAGGCACAGGCACCUGCAGCAGCAGCGGGGGAGUAUACCGUCGCCACCGUUCCCAAUACCACUACCAAUGAAACUAAUCACGAGAACUCUGGCGAGAAGGAAACCACACCGCAGGGACCCGCCGCAGAAGAGGAAGCAGAAACGUUCGUUCAGCAGCGCCGCGCGCAGAUAGCCCGGAUGCUGGAGCACGUAGUGUUCCCGGCGAUGCGGGGCCGGUUGGUGGCUACGACGCGGCUGUUGGGCGGGGUGAUCGAGGUGGCGGAUUUGAAGGGGCUGUAUCGGGUGUUUGAGCGGUGUUGAGGUUCUGCGGUUCGUGUUCGUGGCGGUGGUGGUGGAUUUGCUUUGUGGGUGUGGGAUGGAUGUCUGUAUAUAUCUAUCACGAGGAAUCGGGCUGUUUAGUCGACUGUUGUCUUGACUACCUUGAGAGCCGAGGUGGUUUGAGGUGUGUAGAGUAUAGAAGGGAUUGUUUGGGUUGAUGAUGGAGUUCAGAAGCAGAUGGGAAGGAAUGACACAGUAUAUGGUCUAUAGAAUCAUUCGGC